GACACGCACCGAUCUAGAGAGAGGAGCCAAUGCUGUUGUGCUUCGAGCCUUGUGUUGCGCAUCGGUUGUAGCGUCGUCGACGACCUAACAAGCUCGUUCUGUCGCAUCGGGAUUCAUUCCUCACGCGUGAUCCCGCCAGACGAAGGAACAGCAGGGGAAACACGAUGACCCUUCCAUCUCAUAGAAGAGAAUCAGAUCUGGAGAUCAAUGGGGCUUCGCAAGAUACAGUCGGCGCAAAGAAAACUGCAUGCAAGACGACGCAGCGGCAAAUAUUGCGAUCUGAAAUAGUUAGCACUUUUCUUCUCAAGGGAAAAAUUGAAGAACCGCGUCCGAGCAUUCACCGGAGCAUUCGUAGUUAUGAUUUCCCCCGUGCUCCUUGCCAUCGUGCUCAAGAAAGUCAGCUUGACUGGCACCGGCGGGAGGUAUCAGGGGAGGAUACGACUACGAGCGCUGGAAGCAUUCGUCGACCUCGUCCAAAGAAGGUUCGCCCACCUCGCAGCCGUGACUCUGCAGAUGGGCAUAAUGCCCUUCCUGUGCGUGAUGGUCGCGGAAGCGUGCGCCAGCUUGCCGCCGCUCAGCUACGUCGCCCCAAGGCUGGUGGCCGCGUGCAGAGUGCUGGUGUUCCUCUCCAACUUGCUGCUCAUGGCCCUGGGCUGCGGGAUCCUCCUCCUCUUCCACAGCAACGCCCUGCUAGUGCUCACUAUCUGCUCCGCCAUGGCGCUCGGUGUCGCUGCCGUGCAAAUUCGGUACCUCUGCCGCGGCGUCGCCGAUGCCGGGGCCGCCGACGACGCGGAGGCGGAGGAGUACCACAGCAAGCUGGAGCAGUUGCUUGAGCUGUCGGCCGGGAUGACCGUCAUGAUGUUCCUGGUGCUGGAAUUCGUGGCACUGGAGAGCCUGCUGAGGAACACUCGUCAGGGGCAGGCUGUCAAAAGAGGGCAGACGUUCCUCGGCGUCGCCUUGCUCGUCAGCUUCAUGGCCAGCACGCUGGGCGUCUCGCUCAUGAACGUAUGGACCACGCCCCACGUCAUCAGCGGCUGCGUCGUCUUGACCGCCGAGUUCAUGAGGGUCCUGAAUUUCUCCUUCCAUGCUCUGCCGAUCGCCGCGGUGGUGGUCUUGAUCACGCUGGAUGUGCUUCCGCACGCGUGGAAGCUGGCAGUGUGGCUGCCGUUCUUCCCUCUGGUCAUAGUGCUCCUGGUGCUGCUGGCGCGGUACAGCCGUGAGGCGAUGAAACAGCAGGAGCCAGCAGCAAGAGGAAGAGGGAAGCAAGGACCAGAAGCAACGGGCAGCAGCACAGCAUCGGAUCCAUCGUCAUCAGGUGAAAAGAAGCCUGAUGAUCCAAAGCCGGCCUCGUUGGAGUUGACCAAGGUGGCAUUCACGGGCUUCUUGGCCGUGGCAGUACCCAGCGUCACCAGUGCUUCUUUCUGCGUCCCGUCUGCAUUCUUUGUGUUAUUCAGUGCAGCGACCGUUCUCCUGGGCCUCUUGUGGAGGCUCCUCACGCACGAGGCGGAACCACCUUCGUGUGUCCUCCAAGCUGCCAAUCAUGCUUCCUUCUC
Molecule: messenger RNA, 1553 nt
Organism: Zea mays
Lineage: Eukaryota; Viridiplantae; Streptophyta; Magnoliopsida; Poales; Poaceae
Exons: 3
Coding region: 165-833 (222 amino acids)
Source: RefSeq, marked predicted